AUGAACAAUGAAUGUUAAGUUUAAGUGGAUUUUUCGAAACCAAAAUCAAUAAUUAGACUUCUAUGCUAAAGAUCUACUGUAAAAUAUUCACAUUUAACUUAGAUUAAAAAUGACAAACACUAAUUUCAAUUUAAGAUUUAUUUCUUAAUAAUGCCUAUAACAUCCUUUCUUUCACAAUAAUGGAUAAUAGCAAAUAAAUAGAAAAUGUGUGAAUUCAACACUUCCUAAAUUGAAGAAAGUCCCAAUAAAGAUUCCUUUAAUCAUUAUCUUUAGGAUUAUAGUAGUCCUAAUUGUUAAUUUAUAAGUCGAGAUAAACAGAAGUCAUCUAUUGUUACUCGAAUUCCUCUGUAUGGUCCAAAGGCUGGUACCACUUAGGUACAGAAUUAUAAUGAAAUUUUGGAAAAACUCAGUUCAUUAAGCUAAUUUACUUUGGAUUAAGAGGAAUAAAGUGGUUACUAAAAAGAUAACCAAUAAAUUGCUUUAACUAAAUGA
Messenger RNA from Paramecium tetraurelia, 492 nucleotides. RefSeq lists its product as uncharacterized. NCBI's taxonomy places the organism in Eukaryota, Ciliophora, Oligohymenophorea, Peniculida, Parameciidae. The transcript has a single exon. The record is from RefSeq and is a predicted model, not a curated record.